Corticium candelabrum is the source of this 2713-nucleotide messenger RNA. RefSeq names its product sorting nexin-29-like. Lineage: Eukaryota; Metazoa; Porifera; Homoscleromorpha; Homosclerophorida; Plakinidae. Gene Ontology annotation, molecular function: phosphatidylinositol binding. The record is from RefSeq and is a predicted model, not a curated record. The transcript has 27 exons. Bases 123 to 2453 code for a protein of 776 amino acids.
UAUAGUUUGUUGAUAUUGAGUGUCCGUACAGCUCAGUGUUUCUCGAGUGUAGGUCUUGCUAUCUGUUAUCAAGGAACAUUUUUGAUUGCCGCAUUCGUUGCCGUUUUUACCUUUCGUAAGAUAUGGCAGCAAGGAGUUCACAGGCAUAUGUCUCGGAGCGACAAAAUCUGCUAGAACGGCUGCUGGAUUCUGUGAAACAGUGUCAAGUUAGGUUUGGUGGAAAAUCGGAGAUAGCUCCAGACUCAGACGCAAGGGUUGUAUGCCUGUGUCAACAAUUUGAAGCCGUUUUGCAGUAUGGAAUGAAGAAGAGCAGGCGAAUAGCCGCUUCUGCUAUACUUACGAAGGUGACAUCUAAUCAGAAGCAGGAUUCUCAGCCAGUUUUCUGGUCUUACGUGAAGGAGUAUCUUAGCAAAUCAGAAUUAGAACGAUUUAAUACACUUGAGCACAUCACAACAGAUGCAGGAAGAGGACGUGCCUGGCUGAGAGCAUCAUUGAAUGAGCACACAUUGGAGAGAUACUUGCAGGAUUUACUAGCUGAUACAUCAAUGCUCAAUUAUCAUUACCAGCCACAUGCAUUCUUGUUGGAUAUUGAAAGAUCAAGUAUGUUGCCCCAAAUGGCAGCAGGUUUGAGCUCGAUUCUAUUUGCAACGACAGUUGAUAAUCCAGAUUUGAAUGGACUAGCAAAGGUCUCAUCCAAUAGCUCUUUUUCUACUUCAUUAACUGUUAGUAACAAGUCUCAACAGGGUGUCCCCGAAGCUGUAGUAGCACCAGAAGCAAAAGAGAUGAUGACUGUAAAGAAAAGAAAGAAGAAGAGAAAAUCAAAACAUAGUGAAUUUGGGGACAGUGAACCAGGAACAGCAGAAAAUGCAACAAUAUAUGGAGAGACUUCAUCUAUUCCAAUUCUGCCUGGUAGUCAAUCUGUUUCGCCAUUGACCACACCGUCGAUGUCAAUGCAGAAUACUCCAUCGGGUGAUGAGAAUGCAGAAAAUCUAAUGAAGAGUAAACUAGGUAACCAUAAUGAUGGACAAGACAUAGAAUCAACAACUGUGGAAAUAGUAUCAGGAUUUCAGAUGACUGAGCCACGAGACGACAGUCCUUCGUUGUACUCAACAACUGAACUUGGAGAAAUACAAAUAGAUCCUCAUGCAUCACUAGACAGCUGGAAACCAAGCUCACAAAACGAUGUCUCUAGAACAAGGGGUAUGAUAAUUCAAACAUUUGGAAUGCCAUCGGAAACAAAGGCUGCUGUCCAAGCUCUUCAAGCUGCCCAUCGUGCACAACAAUCUUUGGAGAGAAGCAAGUAUAGUUCGUUGUCACAAGCACAGUCUUCUCCAAGCACAGACAGGACGGAGAAUGAACUAGCAACACAGUCAUCUCAACUUCCUUCUCCUGUUGUCAACCAGCAUUCUUUGUCUCCUGACAGUAUGACAAAUGCUGAACUCAAGCAAGCCAUUAUAUCAGCUAUACAACGGAAAGAUGAAGUGGAAGCCAAGAACAGUGUAUUGGCAAGAGAAUGCGAAGAUCUCACGGUCAAGGUUGAGUCGUUGGAGAAAGAUUUGCUGGCUUUUCGCGAGGAAGCCGCUCUUGCAAGCGAAGAGUCACAGGCUAAAGUGCAAGCGCUGAGUCGCGAGAAUGAGUUGUUAAAGCAUCAGCUUAAGAGAUAUGUAGGAGUGGUGCAAACAAUGAGGAGAGAAAGAAGCUCAAGUCUUACUAAAGAAACUGCUGAUGCAUUAUCUGUCGUUCCCUCUAUUCAGCCUGCUACGGAACCUCUUAGAUUUCGAGCAGAGUCUAUCAAUGAAGCAGACCAUUAUGAAAAGAAGUUAGUUCAGGUCACUGAGAUGCACGGGGAGCUGAUGGAGUUUAAUGAAAGUCUUCACAUUCAGUUGCUUCGGAAAGAAUUGGAAAUCAGAAGACUGCGAUCUCAACUGCCCCAAUACAGAGGAGUGCCUGUUCAAGAUGAAAUGCCGAAGACAAACACUCAGCAACGAGGGAAUGACUUGUGUCCUACCAAUCCAGGUUUGGUUAAUGUAUGGAUACCAACAGCCUUUUUGAAUGGACGUGGGGCUGACAGUCAUCACGUUUACCAGGUGUUCAUUAGAAUUCGAGAUGAUGAGUGGAACGUCUACCGCCGCUACACUCAGUUUCGAGAGCUAUAUAAGCAAGCUUGUCUCUAUCUUCAAUCUGUAAAGAAGUUUGAUUUUCCUCCAAAGAAGACAUUGGGCAGCAGAGAUGGGAAUUUUGUAGAAAUGAGAAGGCAGCAAUUGCAGGCGUUUUUGCGCUUCUUGUUUGAAAUUAUUCUUAAAGGUGGAGAGGGCAUUGAUGGUACAUCUUUAGAUAUCAAGGCGAGGCCGUCAAAGAAGGGGCUUAUGAAGGCGAUACCUUUCUUUGCUGAGAAUUCUACUCAGAGACCGACUGGUCCACCUGUGGGAGGUCACCAGUAUAGUGGUUUGUGAUGUCAUGUUUCAAGUCACAAGAAUCACGUAUACAGUAUUUUGUUAUACAAUCUUGAUCACAUUCAGCAGGUUCACGUGGGGUGUUGUUAUUAAUUGAUGGAUGUACAGAUAUUUUAUAUGUAGUUUGGUUGAUGCUAUUGAGCUUCGACUGAGUUCCUUUUUAAAUUUUAUACGCAAACAGCACAUCUGUUUAAUGUACUUGGUGCUCAGUAAUUUAUGGUUUAUUGUGAAAUGGAGAUAUUAUGUGACGUUUAGAAUGU